Molecule: messenger RNA, 1168 nt
Organism: Phragmites australis (common reed)
Lineage: Eukaryota; Viridiplantae; Streptophyta; Magnoliopsida; Poales; Poaceae
Exons: 2
Coding region: 235-714 (159 amino acids)
Source: RefSeq, a predicted model, not a curated record
AAGGAAGAAAAGGAAGGCAAGCAAUAAAUUGGGUGAGGACUAGGAGGCAGUAUCAGCUGCGCUCCUCAAGGCACACAGACACAGGCCAGUUGAAUGUGAGUAUGUGACCCUUGCUCUUCAAUUUUACUCAGAAACUGCUCGCCCCUCUCUUCCUCUCUCUCUCCCCGGUGUCCUGCGCGAGGAUUCAAGCGGCGCAAGAACCAGUCAGCCGUCUUCUGUCUGACAAAACAGAUCAUGCCUUGCGCCACCGAGCUCGUCCAUGGUGAGGGAGGCACGAUCAAAGUGGGCACAACCGGCACCAUCGGUUCACUCAUGACUAGGGAACUGGAGGCCAUCAAAGUCGUGCCACAAGCAGCCACCACCCCACGCCUGAGGCGCCAAGGUUGUCCAGUUUCAGUGCCUUGUGGAGCUAGUCCCCGGAAAAUUGUCCAAAGGAAGAGCUCAUCCAAUGUCUCCAGCAGCAGCAACAGCGGAACUGACGGUGCAAGUGCUGAAGAAGCCUGCAAGCCAAAGAGAAUCUCUCGAAGACACACCUUCAACUCUCCAAUGCUGCGCUCGGAUAGCGCACUCCUGGACCGAAGCCCAAACACUAACAAGGCGAAGAAGAAAGGGAAUGUGUACGGCGUCGAGGUGGUGGACAUCAAGUGCAGCAACCCGAUGAGCAGCCGUCUCAGGAAGCUCGGAUUCUCCAAGCUGUCGGUGACAUUUGCGUAGCUUGGAUGGAAUUUGGCUAGGACCAUUCCCAACAUCUGAAUGGAAGGCGCAGCUGCCCUUUCCCUGUGGGCAUCCUUGGUUCUUCGAAGGCUUUGGAGGGCACCUUCCAUGUGCCGACUUUAGUGAACCAAUCAUCCACCUGACAUCAUCCUUGUAUGUCGCAAUCCAGUUUGCAUCUACUAGCUAAUUUUUCCCCUGCUGGUUUUUCUAUGUGGAAACUACCCUUGUGCUCUGUGUAUGACAAGUUAAUCUAUGAAAAGCGAUACCAAUCAGAAAUAAGAUCGUGAUGGAUGGUGUAAGGAUGCAUUUUGCGCCACCAGAUUUCAAGAGCGAGGGGUGUUUGUCAUCUGAGACUGAUAUGCAAAUUUGGCAGGAAAUCUUUGUAGACUGCAACAUUGAAUUGAUGGUCUAUACCAGCCUAAUAAUCAAAAUAAUAUGGCUCGAAGCUCGAUUA